This is a messenger RNA of Chenopodium quinoa (quinoa), 1990 nucleotides long. RefSeq names its product flavin-containing monooxygenase FMO GS-OX-like 9. Gene Ontology annotation, molecular function: flavin adenine dinucleotide binding; N,N-dimethylaniline monooxygenase activity; NADP binding. The transcript is spliced from 7 exons. The record is from RefSeq and is a predicted model, not a curated record. NCBI's taxonomy places the organism in Eukaryota, Viridiplantae, Streptophyta, Magnoliopsida, Caryophyllales, Amaranthaceae. The coding region runs from base 617 to 1990 and encodes 457 amino acids.
UUCUCUUAUCUAACGCCCCGGGGACGCUCAUUAGCUUUUGUCUUUUACUUUAUAUAACGUACUCUCUUUGUUUUUUUGUUUAACUCAUAAUAAUAUAUAAAUAAAAACUGAAAUUACUGUUCAAAUCUUACCUGAAAAAACCGAAAGAAAUGAGGAAUUGAAAUGCUUUUGGGCUUUGGCAAUAAGUGAAAGUCAAAAAGUCUUAACAAUCAAAUAAAAAAAAUUAGAAAAAAAAGGUCAUACUUAAGAGACAAAGGAGUUGGGUUAUUGGGUAUUAAAUAUUUUACUCCUAUUUUUAAUUACUGUAAGUUGUAAUUACCUAGGAGGCUGAAUUUUUGCUAGGAUUAACCUUAAAUUUUCUUGGCUUCUUAAUUAAGUUCUUUUUUUUUAUUACUAGUCAGAUUAUAAGCAUUUUUUUUUACUCUUCAAUUUUUUAUUUUAUUUUAUUUUUUUUAAGCUAAGUGGGUGCAUGUGGGCCCAUAUCGGUCAAUGUGGAUCCGCAACUUAAUAUAAACCCAUUUCCAACAACAAUAUUCACCAAAUUCAUUUUCUAUCACUUUGAGAUUAAACAUCCUUUCUUCACCAAACCAAAACUAAGCUAACAAGUUAAGCCACAAUGGUUGUAGAAAGUUACCAAUCCAAGAGUGUAUGUGUCAUCGGAGCCGGACCAUCCGGCCUCGUGGUAGCCCGAGAGCUCAUGAAAGAAGGUCACAAUGUGGCAGUCAUUGAGCAAAACCAUGACAUAGGAGGGCAAUGGCUCUAUGAACCAAAAGUCGAGGGAGAAGAUCCCUUAGGGAAAGCAAAUAAGUUCCUAAAGGUUCAUAGUAGUAUGUAUGAAUCCUUAAGGUUAGCAUCUCCUAGGGAGAUCAUGGGGUAUACCGACUUCCCGUUCGUAGAGAAGAAAGGGAGGGACAUGAGGAGAUUUCCUAGCCAUAGGGAAGUUCUAUUGUACCUUAAUGAUUUUUGUGAAUAUUUUGGGUUGAGGGGCAUGAUAAGGUUUAACACUAGGGUUGAGUAUGUCGGUAUGGCCGAGUUCGCCGAGGUUGCCAAGGAGUUGAAAUGGAUGGUGAAAUCUAAGGAGAAGAAGAGUGAAAAAUUGGUGGAAGAAGUGUUUGACGCGGUGGUUGUUGCUAGUGGCCACUAUUCUCAUCCAAGGUUGCCUAUAAUUAAAGGUAUGAACUCUUGGAAAAGAAGACAAAUGCAUAGUCAUAUUUAUCGGAUACCAGAUCCAUUUCGCGAUGAGGUAGUGGUGAUUGUAGGAAGUUCAAUGAGUGGACAAGAACUAUCAAUGGAAUUGGUGGAAGUAGCAAAGGAAAUCUAUCUCAGUGCCAAAUCCCCAAUCUCUGAAGGUUUCUCCAAAGUAUUUGCCAACCAUAAAAACCUGCAUCUUUGCCCAAAGAUUGAUUGUCUUGAAGAAGAUGGAAGAGUGUUGUUUGAGGAUGGUUCUUGCAUCACUGCCGAUACUAUCAUAUAUUGCACAGGGUAUUCAUAUACAUUUCCAUUUCUUGACACCAAAGGAAUCAUUGAGGUGGAUGAUGAUCGCGUUGGACCUUUAUACGAGCAUACGUUCCCUCCUUCGCUUGCUCCUUCUCUAUCAUUUGUUGGAAUACCUAGGAAGAUCAUAGGGUUCCCUUUCUUCGAGUCACAAGCAAAAUGGAUUGCUCAGCUGCUGUCAGGGAAAAAAACAUUGCCAUCUUGGGAAGAAAUGAUGAAGGAAAUCAAAGAUUUCUAUCAGUCCAGGGAAGCUGCUGCCAUCCCAAAGCAUAACACUCAUGAUAUUGCCAAUUUUGAGUACUGUGACCUGUAUGCGGAUAAAGUGGGAUUUCCACGCCUGGAAGAAUGGAGGAAAGAGCUAUGUGUAUCAGCUCUGAUGAACGCGGAGGCUAAUUUGGAGGUGUAUCGUGAUGUUUAUGAUGAUUUUGAACUGCUUCAAGUAGCUCGUCAAAGUCCUCAUUUCACUCAACUUGGAGCACAUACAUUUGAAGUAUAA